UGGCACCUACAGCCCCUCACACUCAAAGCAAUGCUCAGGCUGGAAACAGAAGCUUCCGAGAGGCAGCCGAUGUGAGCAUGUGCGCACAGAUUCGUCUCCCAAUGGCAUGGCAGCUCUAGGAAAAUUGUUUUGAACAGACUUGAAUGUAUAAGAUUAAAGUUAAAGCAGAAGUGAGAACAAAAAAGCAAAGAGCAGACUCUUUCAGCUGAGAAUGAAUACUUUGAAGCCCAAGAUUUUAAAGUGAUAAUGAUCAGAGUCGUACCUAAAAGAGACUAAAAACUCCAUGUCACGCUCUGGACUUGUGACAUUUACUCACAGCAGGCAUGGCAAUUUUAACCUCACAACUUUCAGACAGAUAAAGACUUGGAGGAAAUAACUGAGACGACUCCCUGACCCAGGAGGCUAAAUCAAUUCAGGGGACACUGGAAUUCUCCUGCCAGCAUGGUGAACUCCACCCACCGUGGGAUGCACGCUUCUCUGCACCUCUGGAACCGCAGCAGCCACAGACUGCACAGCAAUGCCAGUGAGUCCCUUGGAAAAGGCUACUCUGAUGGAGGGUGCUACGAGCAACUUUUUGUCUCUCCUGAGGUGUUUGUGACACUGGGUGUCAUCAGCUUGUUGGAGAAUAUCUUAGUGAUUGUGGCAAUAGCCAAGAACAAGAAUCUGCAUUCACCCAUGUACUUUUUCAUCUGCAGCCUGGCUGUGGCUGAUAUGCUGGUGAGCGUUUCAAAUGGAUCAGAAACCAUUGUCAUCACCCUAUUAAACAGUACAGAUACGGACACACAGAGUUUCACAGUGAACAUUGAUAAUGUCAUUGAUUCAGUGAUCUGUAGCUCCUUGCUUGCAUCCAUUUGCAGCCUGCUUUCAAUUGCAGUGGACAGGUACUUUACUAUCUUCUAUGCUCUUCAGUACCAUAACAUUAUGACAGUUAAGCGGGUUGGGAUCAUCAUAAGUUGUAUCUGGGCAGCUUGCACGGUUUCAGGCAUUUUGUUCAUCAUUUACUCAGAUAGUAGUGCUGUCAUCAUCUGCCUCAUCACCAUGUUCUUCACCAUGUUGGCUCUCAUGGCUUCUCUCUAUGUCCACAUGUUCCUGAUGGCCAGGCUUCACAUUAAGAGGAUUGCUGUCCUCCCCGGCACUGGUGCCAUCCGCCAAGGCGCCAAUAUGAAGGGAGCGAUUACUUUGACCAUCCUGAUUGGCGUCUUUGUUGUCUGCUGGGCCCCAUUCUUCCUCCACUUAAUAUUCUACAUCUCUUGUCCUCAGAAUCCAUAUUGUGUGUGCUUCAUGUCUCACUUUAACUUAUAUCUCAUACUGAUCAUGUGUAAUUCAGUCAUCGAUCCUCUGAUUUAUGCACUCCGGAGUCAAGAACUGAGGAAAACCUUCAAAGAGAUCAUCUGUUGCUAUCCCCUGGGCGGCCUAUGUGACUUGUCUAGCAGAUAUUAAACGGGGACAGAGCA
Messenger RNA from Mandrillus leucophaeus (drill), 1454 nucleotides. RefSeq names its product melanocortin 4 receptor (gene MC4R). The record is from RefSeq and is a predicted model, not a curated record. The transcript has a single exon. Gene Ontology annotation, cellular component: membrane. The coding region runs from base 442 to 1440 and encodes 332 amino acids. Gene Ontology annotation, biological process: G protein-coupled receptor signaling pathway. Gene Ontology annotation, molecular function: melanocyte-stimulating hormone receptor activity. Lineage: Eukaryota; Metazoa; Chordata; Mammalia; Primates; Cercopithecidae.